UCUGCAGCCUCUCCUCCCUCUCCUCCUCCUCCUCCCUCCCUCUCCCGCUGCCCGGCCCCUGAACCGGUGUAACUCAUCCACGCUAUGUUCGCAGGCUCGGGCCGCGUGCUAGGAAACACGAGCAGGGUGAGAUAUUCAGAGUCCCGGGCGGCGCGGCGCAGGCCGCCGGAUAAAGCGCAGGAGGAGACGGCGGUCCGUGCGGUUGGAGCUCAGGACCUCAGGAGGGGAACAUGUGAGCAGGGAAUGGGCCACUGGAUACGGGAUUACUGUUGCACACAGCAGAGAGGCGCAGGAGGGACCCGGGGCAGGAGAGACGGGUGGACACUGUGACAAUCCCCUGGAGAUUUUUUCCUCCUCUUUAUAUUUUUUAUUUAUUUUUUUAUUACUAUUUUUAUUUGUUUUUUUAACUUUUUCACGCGAGAGAGGAAACAGUGGACUUGUGGAGCCAAAGAUGAACACCAUCGUGUUCAACAAGCUGAGCAGUCAGGUCCUCUUUGAGGAAAAAGCGAAAGAGGUGGAAAUGAGCAGCAGAAAUUACUUGGAAGUGAUCGACGGGCAGCAUCCAGACCUGCUCUCCAGCAACCAGACCAUCAGAGACACCCAGGCCAUCAGGCACCGGCGGAGCGGGGGUCGGCCCAGCGGCGGGAAGGUGCGGCACAAGCGCCAGGCCCUUCAGGACAUGGCCCGGCCGCUCAAGCAGUGGCUCUACAAGCACAGAGACAACCCCUACCCCACCAAGACCGAGAAGAUCCUGCUGGCCCUGGGCUCCCAGAUGACCCUGGUCCAGGUGUCCAACUGGUUCGCCAACGCCCGGCGGCGGCUGAAGAACACGGUGAGGCAGCCGGACCUGAGCUGGGCGCUGCGCAUCAAACUCUACAACAAAUACGUGCAGGGCAACGCCGAGAGGCUGAGCGUCAGCAGCGACGACAGCUGCUCGGAAGACGGGGACAAUCCUCAGAGGACACAGAGCGGCCCUGAGGAGCUCAGCAAGCCCUCCAUGUACCAGAGUGUGAUCAAGAAGGAGGGCUCCUCCAUGGUGGGCAUGGCCAUGGGGAUGGGCAUGGGCAUGGGCGGCGCGCUGCGCUCGGCCGCCGAGCCCGACGACUACGUGUCCCCCCCCAAGUACAAGAGCAGCCUGCUGCACCGCUACCUGAACGACUCGCUGCGUCACGUCAUGGUGGCCAACGCCGUCAUGGACGCCCGCAAGAGGAACCACUCGGGCUCCUUCAGCUCCAACGAGUACGACGACGAGCUGCUGUCGCCGUCUUCCUCCGAGGCCGAGGCCAACUUCGUCUACCGCGCCGAAACCACGGACCAUGCCUCCAGUAAAUGUGACAAUGGCGUCGGAGCUGCGCAGAAGGAGAAGGUGAAGGGCAAAGACGAGACUUACUGGAAGGAGAUCAACGCCGCCAUGGCCUUGACCAACCUGGCACAAGGGAAGGACAGCGCGCCCGGGACCACCAGCUGCAUCAUCCAGAAGUCCUCUCAUAUAGCAGAGAUCAAGACUGUCAAAGUGCCGGUGCUGCUGCAGAAGUAUUAACCCCGACGCCCCCUUCCCCGUCCCGCUAUGCAAACCAGCUAACAUUCCUGGACUUCCAAUGGACUCCCGUCGGCGGAGGCUUGAAGGGAGAAGCCGUUGUUGUUGGUGUCUUAAAACAGUUCAAAGAGGCCUUGACCAUCCUUUCCCUGAUCAGCAGUAUUUCCUAAACCGAGACACUUUUCUAAUGUUAACUUAUUUUUUUACGAGUCUUUUUUGUUACUCCUCCUUUUUUUACACUAUGAAAUGUUUGCGUUUUGCCAAAGUGCCUUCGUCCGAGCAGGCGACGAACUGGCCGCCCGUGCAGCAGAGAUUCCGAGGUCCUCUGGAGAGCACAGGCUCUGGACUCAGGAUUAGUGAAUGAGAAAACCUCCCCCUCCACAGCCAGUGCCUUAAGACGGACUGAGUGAGCUCAGCGGCCGAGGCGCUGAUGAACUGGGGCAGCGUUGUGCGAAUUCCCUCGAAGGCGUCGCUCUUCCCGUGUUUUGACUGGAGCCUUUGGUUUUGACUGGAAACUCGGCGCUGCUUUGUCUCAGCAGGACUCUCCAACGCUGGCAGGCCGACGGCGGCCCGCUGGAUCCGCAGAUAAAGCCGCCGGAUGCUCGUCAACAUCUCGGCCUUGCCGACGGGCGAAGGAUUCCUGCCUUAUCUUCCCUCGGCGGCUGAAACGUGAGCGGGCGCUCAGCUGGGCCGGAGAGCCAGGAGACCACGGCAGACGUACGCAGCGGGAGGAAUGCCGUGACCGAAAAGGGAUGUGUUCUUGGCGCUAUCAGUGCUUCACUUGCUUUCUGUUUUCCGAACAAGAUAGUGGGAGUGCGCACAGGCAGCGGCGCUCGCAGCCUUUUGAUCCCGGCUCUCUCAGCUGUUUGGCAUUACAUUCAAAUUACUGUUUACAAGGAGCCAGAGGCUCCACGGUCCGGAUUCCUCCCCCCACUCUCACUCUUUUUUUGUGAGUUUUUUUCUCUUGACUUCAAAAACACCCGUCAGUGUUAUCUCUCUGUCCACCAAACAAGUGUUCCAAGUGUCGAUACGGUCAGGCUGUGUACGUCUGCCCGGCCGAGUCGCAUGAAGAUCUAGAGAUUGGCUCUGUGGGGGAAGCGCUCUGGUACGGCUCCUAUUGACAUUUUCAUGUUAUGUAUAUCUUCAAGGUACUGUUCAUGUGAGUCCAAAUGUACACUCCGGAAUUCUGUUGUGUUUUUUUUGUUUUGUUUCUCGACUACCCAGACUGUGCCUCUGGUCAAGGACUUUAAGAGGAAGUGAAGCUGCAUGAAAGCAACUUCCUGACCUUUUUACAUGUCUUGAAUGUGCAAAUAAAAAAAAAAAGAAAGAAGAAGCUGCACUUAAAAGUUUUUAGAAAUGUCAAAGAAAUGAAGGACAACUUGAAAGUAUUCCUUUAGUGUGCCUAUGGAAAUUAGAUGAAAUAAAUCGCACUAUUUGCUCAUGCAGAGGUUUGUGGGCUCCGCGGGUUUCUUCGGGCCCGUUUACAUGACAUCUGUCGUUUCUACCGAGUCGAAGCAUUUUCAGAAAGUUGUGUUCUCAGUGGCUCUGAUCACCUUUGUCAUGUAAACCCCGGACCCCGAAACGAUCCGGAAGUUUUCAAUUUUCACUUGAAAUUAUUGAGUAAGCGUGGCCUUCCACGCCCGGGCCGGGUGUGUAGCUUCAGGGUGUUUCCACACACACCUCCGGACCUCCGGACCGCCUGUGACUCUCUCCUCACAGGACGGCCAGGAGAGCCAGCACGAGGUCGAAAGAGGGUUCAGAGUCUUCAGAGGCCGAAGGAGACCUCCGUAUUCUCCGUUGUCCCGCCGCCUCUCGCUCCCACCGCGGGAGCUGACAGAGGGCCUUCCACAGCCAUCACUUCGGUACUGUACGCACCUUCCCUCAUGAAGCACCGGGAUGUAAUGAAGCUUAUAAAUUAUUACUGCAGGCUUUGUCAAAACCAAGAAAAGUGGUGACCAUGGUUUGUUUUUUUAUUGUUAAGUUAUAUUUAGUUUUAUUUUCUUUGUUUCUUUUGAUAGAGACUGGAUUUUCAAUCCAAUGACCAAAUGCAUAUCUCCUAUUAUUGUCCGAUUUGCUUUCAUGUAAAUUGUU
This is a messenger RNA of Salarias fasciatus (jewelled blenny), 3628 nucleotides long. RefSeq names its product mohawk homeobox a (gene mkxa). Gene Ontology annotation, molecular function: RNA polymerase II cis-regulatory region sequence-specific DNA binding; DNA-binding transcription factor activity, RNA polymerase II-specific. Gene Ontology annotation, cellular component: nucleus. Bases 452 to 1540 code for a protein of 362 amino acids. The transcript has 7 exons. Lineage: Eukaryota; Metazoa; Chordata; Actinopteri; Blenniiformes; Blenniidae. Gene Ontology annotation, biological process: muscle organ development; cell development; regulation of transcription by RNA polymerase II. The record is from RefSeq and is a predicted model, not a curated record.